AUGGAUUCCGGCGCACCUACUCUGCGAAGGUCUCUUCUCAUUUACCUAGCCUUCAUCCUGAUGGCGACACUCGUGUCACCCACACCCACCUUUGCGACGAUUGAUGACGAGAAUGGGGACUCGGUCUCUGGCAUGCGGCCGAUCUACCAACCGAGCUGGAAUAAUGGGCCUCAAUGCCCUGGGUGCGCUAUACAACCGGAAAAGGAUAAGACAUUCGACCAGACUUGGCAUGACACCACGAUACAUCCGGGGGAUCCACCUCACAAUGUCACUCUGACGUUUAAUGGUACCGCAAUCUGGGUGUAUUGCAUCAUCCCAAACUCCCAGGAGUACAUUACGACUUUCGUGAAUCUGACAUUUGAACUGGAUGGCGACUACGUCGGAGUGUUCUCCCAACAAUCAGACGACUAUAUGCUCUACAAUGUCUCCGCGUACAGUAACACAUCGAUGGAGAACCGGGAGCACACGUUGGUGAUGAUAGUGCGGAACGACAUCAAUGCUUCCGUCGCGCUGUUUGACUGGGCGCAAUAUACAUACGAUCCGGAGCCUGGAGCGGUAUCUUCGUCGACCUCCGGCAUAUCUUCGUCGACAUUCAAGCCGCCGGGCGCUAAAUCCAGCACAUACUCUGAGUCCUCGACGCGCACCUAUGAGCCAAGCACAUCGCGUCUAACGAGCCCUUUUACAAGUUCCUCCAUACCGACUUCUACCUCACACUCCUCAUCAGGGUCGUCAAAGAGCGCUACUGGUGCGACAGCUGGAGGUGUGGUCGGCGGCGUCAGCGUCCUUGUUCUUGGCCUGCUCGGCUUCUUUUGCAUGCGUCACUAUUGCGGAGGCAGAACAGUCAAAUCCCCCACGACGAGUGACAGUACCCCGCGUCGUCGAGGUCUCUUUAAAAGCCAGCCCGCCAUCAGUGUGAAGCCAUUCUUUUCCUGCGCGACAACCUCUCAGCCCGUGAAUCCAAUGAUGACACCGCACUCAAAGGAAGUUGUGAUAUCAUCCCGGUCCGCGCCCCAGGAAACACGUUUCGGGACGCCGGACGACGUCGCGGAGGCUUCGAGACCGGUAAUCGCCACGUCGAACGCCACUGCCGAGAGUUCACCAAUGGCCUCCCGGGCAGGCAGAGCCAGACAGGAGGAGAAUGCGGUUAGAUACGUGGGGAAGCCGAUGCACAAGAUGCGCGGCACGGAGCCGCAAGUUGCUGAGGUGCGGAACCGCCAAUCGAUGGCCGGGAACGUUGCCGUGGAUGGGCCCGCUUCACGCCCCAAUGCAGCCAAUACACAAGUCCAAGAUGAUCCGAUGGAGAUAAGGAGGAUGCUCAACAUUUUACAGAUGGAACUAGAACAAUUGAGGGAGAUGUCAGCGGUUGAAGCACCUCCCCCAGCAUAUGUAGCUGGAUCAGAGGCAGGUCGGUGA
This is a messenger RNA of Laetiporus sulphureus 93-53, 1413 nucleotides long. RefSeq lists its product as uncharacterized. The transcript is spliced from 3 exons. Bases 1 to 1413 code for a protein of 470 amino acids. The record is from RefSeq and is a predicted model, not a curated record. NCBI's taxonomy places the organism in Eukaryota, Fungi, Basidiomycota, Agaricomycetes, Polyporales, Laetiporaceae.